This is a messenger RNA of Selaginella moellendorffii, 2865 nucleotides long. RefSeq lists its product as uncharacterized. NCBI's taxonomy places the organism in Eukaryota, Viridiplantae, Streptophyta, Lycopodiopsida, Selaginellales, Selaginellaceae. The record is from RefSeq and is a predicted model, not a curated record. The transcript has 11 exons. The coding region runs from base 111 to 1274 and encodes 387 amino acids. Gene Ontology annotation, cellular component: chloroplast.
GUUGCGCGCAUUCCCUGUAAGAAGGUGUUCCAUGCUAGGGCGUUAGAAAUCACGAGAUUUUGCAGGGAAUGGACGUGGCGUAGGCGUCGAUCGUGGUCGCGGUCGUGGUAAUGGCAGGAUUGGCUGCCCCGGCGCUCUUGCUCCCGGCGCAACCAGCGUAUAACAGGUACGCUAUCGGGAGUAGCGAGCUAGCGCGAUUAAAGACCGGGUCCAGGAGCUCGCUCAAGCUAAAAGGAAGGAUUGCCGCUACUCCAAACCUCUCGAGUCGACUCACUGCCGUUGCUCCAAACGUUUCUUCCCGAUUGAUCACCCCAGCUUCGCGACUGGAACGACUCCGAGGUGGAUCAAAAUGCCGGUUGUCUCGUGGAGUCUCUCUGAAAGACGAGGUGACGAGCAGCAACAGCCCGCAAGAAUUCGACUCGCAAGAGAACCCUGCUGGAGAAGAAGUAGCAGCAGCUUCUCAAGAACCCGAUCACAUCGACUUGGAGUUUUUGGAGGACGCAGAUAUCAGCGGCAAAACUGGAUUCGUUUCGUUCUAUAGCGGAGCUGCUGGAGAAGAUCGUUUGCUCACAGGAGUGAAGCGACGAUCGCUUCUCUGGCUGCUUGGACCUUUUGUGCUGGUUGCUUCGGUCGUGCUACCGCCAUACGUUUUUCGGACCGUCUUUGAAUAUCUUCUCGACGAUACAGUAGUAACAGAUUUUAUCAUUUUGUUCUUCACGGAAGCCUACUUUUACAUCGGAGUAUCAGCAUUCCUUUUCGUUGCUCAUAAGUUUCGAGGACCUGUUCGUGUUCGCGGUUCCAAAGGCGAUGCUUUAGCUGCUGCUUCCUACACUUGGGGAUACAAUGUGUCGGCCACGGUAUGCACCGCUCUCUCCACGGUCUUGGCUGUUUCGAGUUUCUUCGUGGCCUGGAAGUAUACGGGCCCCGCGGCCAUCGCUGCUCUAGUUCCAUAUGUGUCGGGGCUGGUGGUGCAAUUUUGCGGAGAGAAGUUUGCCGAAGACAAGCCAUCGAUUCGACCUCUAGUACCGAUGAUUUUCCAGGUUUAUCGUCUUCACCAGCUAAACAGAGCAGCACAGCUUGUCGCGGGGCUUAUAUUUUCCAUGAAAACACUGGAGGCAUCAGUGCAGACCACGGCGAUUACGAGCUCGCUACAGAUGCUCCUGUCAUCGUUGCAACUUCUGGGCAUUUUCUCCUUGUGGUCGCUGGCAGCCUUUCUCACGCAGACGAGCUUGGCUUGGCAUCAUGGCAAAGGCGUCUCUUUGGUCCCGUUUUGAAAAGGGACACUUUACACAGGGGAUAGCGGGGUGAUUGGGGGGGAGAACAACAGACUAAAGUCGUUUUUUCUUCUGUAUAUCAUCAGCAAACAGAGUUUUCAAUGAUCCGACUUAAAACGACCGGGUUUGGUUCCAAAGUUUUUGGCAGCUUCGCUUCAUUCAAUUCUGCUUUGUUUUCUCCGUUUCCUUCUUUCGUCCUUGCGGGGGACUUGGUUUUUUCAAGGUGGAAGGAAGGAAGCAAGCAAGCAACAAGGCGAUUGACAUCGACUGGUGCAGUUACGGGGUUGCAAUCUGUCGAUCCACGGGGAGUGUCCUUGGUUUGGUGCAAUAUAUUCUGGAUUUGGUAGAGGCAACUAUCGGAUGACCCUUUGAGCAUCCAUCUCAGAGAUGGUGGAGGAGAACGACUGAUUCUCUCAUGCAAGCGCUUAUAAAGUUUCCUGCUGCAAGGAACAAGGAAUAACCGAGAGGGAAUGUUAUAUGCGCGGUCCAUCUACCUACCUAAUUCCUUCGAUGCCUCGCAGUGAAAUUACGAGACAAAGAAAGAACAAUCAAGCACGUCCGUGGUGGUGGUGGCCAAACACUCAAACGUUGACAUGCUAUUGUGAAUGGAGAAUCUAGACCCUGGAAAUAGAAGACGAAGAACAACAGCAAAUGCAGCAGACAUAGAAUGUCAAGCAUGGCAUAUUUAAGGUUCUAACGGGCAGCCGGGGCAGGCUAUGGAUAUCUGGGGAGAAGUAUAGAAGCAGGGCCAGAAUUUUGCAGCUGCUACUGCAGCACGUCUAGGCAAUCAACGAGGAGAGAUUUUAAUGACACCAACCUAGACGCACGUCCAGGAAGUUUCUUUUACCACUUUUUUUAUUUUUCUCUUUUCUCUUUCGCUUUAUAUUAAUUCCUCCUUUUGGUUUUUAAAGAUAAAAGGCUGAAGCGAUCGGAUUCGAAUGGAUGUGAAGUGGAAGCAUCGCCUGCUUCUGGGACAGAGACGUGCAUUGGGGAGCAAAGAGGGGAAAAGUUUGGUGAAGGAGUCGAGGGUGACACUCGAUCGAGGCUGCUUUGGAGCGACAUUAAUGCCUCGAACCGAACAUCUAUGUUGUUCCAAGAGUUCUCUGUGGACAUUGACCAGGAAACAAACGUGAGGCUCUGCAACAGUGUGAAGGAUAUUGACUAGCUAUCAUCCAAAACGAAAGAAGCGUCCGAGAGAGCAUUAAAGCCCCCUCUGGGUCGGCUGGAAAGCUUGAGCUUCUUAACUUUGGAUUUAGAGAGAUUAGAUUGAUGGAUGGUGAUCUCUCGAGUGCCUUGCUUGACUCUCCCUGACCACCCACACUCUUGUGUUGGAGUCGGAUAGAUGGAUCGAUCAAUCCCUGCAGUGUUGCAUGGAUCGAUCAAUCAUCUCCGUGACAUUCUGGGGAAUGAAGAGAGUUCACGGCAGGAUUCUUCUUCUUUUUCUCUUUCUUUUCUCGCAUGGAUGAAAAGUCCACAAGCCAAGUACAGCUAGCCAGCAGAAAUACUUUGUUUGUUUGCUCUUGAGGACCAUGUCCGGAGCUGCAGCAUGCAAAUGAUGGCAUGAUAGACAAUCGUCUCCCUCUUUUUCUUC